Ooceraea biroi (clonal raider ant) is the source of this 898-nucleotide messenger RNA. Its product is annotated as protein lethal(2)essential for life. Gene Ontology annotation, biological process: response to heat; protein refolding. The record is from RefSeq and is a predicted model, not a curated record. Lineage: Eukaryota; Metazoa; Arthropoda; Insecta; Hymenoptera; Formicidae. Gene Ontology annotation, cellular component: cytoplasm; nucleus.
GUAGAAGCAACUGCUGAGGGAAUACGACGUAGAAGCUGCAAGUGCGAUUGUUUGGGUCUUGCAUCACGCUGCAAAUCUCAAUCUAGUGUGAAUUCACUCUACGAAUAUAAAGUGAGAUCUUCGUGAGUUCAGAGGCAAAAUGAGCAGAUACAGAGCAACGUUGAUACCAAAAUUAUUUUCCCACUGGUGGGAGACCCUGGAACGUCCGCAUCGUUUGAUGGAUCAGCGAUUCGCCAUCAAACCCACGCAUUUCUUCGAGCCUUCGUUCUUCGACCGAAGAUUUCCGUUCGAGAGGGCAAUUACCGAAAACUUGCGAUCAUGGAACGAGUUUGUGCGCGAGUUUCAGCGCGACUGCGAGAACGGAUGGUCCGUCGUGAAGAACGACAAGAAUAAAUUUCACGUGUGCCUCGACGUGCAACAAUUCAAACCCGAUGAGAUCACUGUCAAAGUGUUGGAUGAUUUCGUCGUCGUGGAAGGAAAGCAUGAAGAAAAAGAAGAUGAGCAUGGCUCGAUUUCUAGACAUUUUAUCAGGAAAUACAUGGUUCCAGAGCAAUGUGAUUCAGAGAAGUUAACGAGUACUCUCUCGUCGGAUGGUGUACUUACGAUCACUGCACCAAGAAAGCCUGAAGCUGAAGAAGCCAGAAAAGAAAGAGUUAUUAAUAUUGAACAUACCGGGAAAUCCGCCGUAGAAGACGAUCCAGAAAUAAAACAAGGGGAUAAAAAAUAAAUGAGCUUUGUAAAAUUAUUAGCGUAUUGAUUAUUCACGUACAUGUAACGUUAUUAUAUAUACGUACAAGUUAUAUACGUAUUUUACAUGUAUUGCUGAAAAUCAUUAAGUUUAUUUAAUAAAAGUUUGUAAAUAUGUAAGAUAAAAGUCUUUAAAUAAAUAAAUACACAU